UUGGUUUUAGUGGGAUCAGCAAAAGGUGGAAUCAAACUUGAGCGAUUUCAGCCGAAACCACCCGUGGACUUGGACAACUACUCGACCGUCUCUCCAUAUGGGUUUCAUCGCGAUUACUUCGAUCGUGAUAUUGACAGAAGAGAAAAUCCUCGAGAAUUGAACAGAGCUGACAACGAUAACGACGACCGAACAAUAACGAGAAGAACUGAUUCACAGACGUAUCGUGGGAACGGUACUGCCAUCUGUUUAGAUGACCAAUGUUAUCCCAAUGUGACUGUUUCUAUUUUAGAUGAACAAUCUUACACGAGAGGACGUUAUGAUAGUGGAGGAGAAGCGAGAAAUAACCGUUUCAGUGCCCCCACACACGAUCCCCAACAACGUCGUCGCUCACCAAGCCCGGCUAGAUCACGUGCUUCUAGCACGUAUGCUGAGGAAGAUCGAUUCAGACAAGGUUGGGGUGGGGAUCGUUAUCCUCCCCCUCCAUAUAGACGUGAACCGUCUCCCGAUCGACCGUAUGAGCAUGAGUACAAAGGGGUGUGGCCGAGGGAGCAAGGUACACACGAAGUUCUUUCUCUUUGUAAGAUUUGCAAUACGGCUCUUAAUUUAGACCGAUAUGCACGAUUCGAUGACGACAUGGCUAGGAAUGGUUUUCAAAAGCGGCGCGUACCACAAGAACCGAAGAAGUAUGAACGCAAGCACAUGUAUCUGAUGGAUUCUCACGAUGUGCCGUAUGAGGAUUAUGUGAAGCUUACCCAUUUUGUCGCGUUGGAUGAGUUUUAUGUACGCUUUGAGAGUGAGGAAAAUCGAUAUCUGGAUAUGCUCGCAGAGUUGAGGGAUGACUACAAAGGAGAGUUGGAGUUCGCGGCACCGCAGCUUUGGAUGAAAGGCGAUGGAGUGGCUGUGUGGUUAGACCGUCAAUGGCAACGAGGUGUAGUGUGUAGUCCGAUCACGAACAAUGUAGUAGCGACCUUGGACGUGUUUCUUAUCGACGUUGGAAAAACGGUUACAAUAUCUAAAGAUCAGGUUCUACCACUACAUAGUUACUAUGAUGACAAGCCUCCGUUUGCCGUUUGCUGUACUGUUGGAAGUUUUGAUAUCUAUCAAGGGAGACGUCCGGACUUAGUGGAGGAGUGUAACAAAAUGGCGGACGCCUUCAUGAAUGCGAAACCGGGAGCGCUACUAGCUGAAAUUAAGGACAAGGUACGAGCUUGA
This is a messenger RNA of Cooperia oncophora, 1212 nucleotides long. The record is from the annotation of a GenBank genome assembly. NCBI's taxonomy places the organism in Eukaryota, Metazoa, Nematoda, Chromadorea, Rhabditida, Trichostrongylidae.